GGAGGAGCAGCUGAUCUGCCGUGUGGACUGUGGCGUGUCCGCUUUAGUGUGCUUCAGUCAGCUUUAGUACAAAGAGCAGUUUGUACAACUAUGACAGUCUUAUUCAAGAGGAGCUCGUGAAUUCAGCGCAGGUUAUUCCUGUGAUUAUGUGGUGUUGUACAGCAGGAAACAAGGAACGAGAUGACUGCGAUACUACGGAUAAUCUUAGCGCUAUUGCACCUAGUGCACACGCUUCAUCGUGCCGUUAUAAAGGGAUGGGCCUACAUGCAAACAGCAUAUUUUAAACUUCGCCACGGAGAGAACAACCGGGAAGAAUUGGAUGUACUCUUUGAGAGCGUUAUUAAAAUGGAAAAAUUACCUCGUCAUCUUGUCAUCGUCCUCGGCCGCGAGGAACCGUCCUUUCUCGAUCUUAUUCGGAUCAUUGGAUGGUGUGUUGCUACCGGGAUUUCUUGCGUCAGCUUCUAUGAUCACAAGGGAGUGAUACGCAAUAAUGAAAGUACUUUUUGGAGGGAACUGACUAGUUUACGGCCUGACCUCAUAAGCUUAAUUGAUUGGACUCCUAGUUGUCCUGUGAAGGCCAUACAAAAUGCACUUAACGGUACAAAGCAUAAAACACGUGUACAAAUCCUCUCCUAUUCUGAUGGCAAAGGAGAGAUAGUAUCGUUAACACAGAACCUAUCCAAGGCAGUUACAUUAGGAGUUCUAAAACUGGAAGAAAUUACAACAGAAUUUCUAGAUGAAAAAUUGGAUCUUGGUGGCAUAUCUCAUCCAGAUGUUGCCUUAAUAUGCGGAAGCACUUAUUCCACUUACGGUCUUCUACCUUGGCACAUACGGACCACAGAGUUCUUCCUUUUGCCAACACAUCAUAAUGUGUCUGUGAAAAUCUUUGUGAGUCUGUUGGAGAAAUUUGCCCGGUGUGAACAACGUUAUGGAAAGUGAGUGUUUUCAAGUGAACCAAAAAAAAGAAAAUGAUAAGGAUAAUUUUGAAUGAAUAAUGGAUAAACGUUUAAAUAGAAAUUAAUGCAAGAGAGUCCACUCUCUUUGUCGUUUACCAUGCAGAGUUUUUGUUCGUUCCGGGCGUUCAUAAGUGUAGCUGGAAAUUCCAGGCCUCGCGAAACAAAGACUGAAUCCCGAAUAGUUUUCGCAAGCGACUGGUUUACAUAUGUAAAUAUUACAAAAUGCCACCGUAUAAUUCCUUAUUUACGUUUUCCAAACGACCCUUUUAUAAUAAUAAAUUAUCUAUGUGGUUACAACCCACCCAUAGUUCUCCAGGCAAAUAGGGAACCGUGUAAUCAAACCACUUAAAUGAAAUGCACGUGGAAUUUUACAUUAAUUUAAUUAAAUAUUAGUGAAUUACAGGACCCAUUAGACAAUGUCAUAGACAUCUACAUUGAAAACUUUGCAUUCUAUUAUUCUUCGUUGUUUCUUAAAUUUUUCAAAGGACUAUGUACUAUAAUUAUUUGUUGGGUUUGUAUUGCUGUUUCUAUCGUCUUGGAUUAUCUACAAUUACAUUUAUUCUCAUUGUGCUGUGAUUUAAUUAAAAAUCAUUUUUAAGUUUAGCAAUGAGCUUAAAAAUGGCUACUUUAUAGAACUUACUCUGCAGUGGUCAAGAUGGUAAGCCUAAUCCUUGAGCAUUCUUAUCAAAAACUAGACUGAUAAAUUGAAGUUUAUUGAAAAAUCUGUUUCUUUCCUUUAGCAAGAGUCGUUUUUAAACUUGACCCUGCAGGGUGAUAUUAAAAAAAAUGCCUAGUGAAACUUUCUAAAUUCCCUAAAAUACGAAGAAAAUUUAAGAAAUAACGUGCGUAUCACGACAUUAUUAAUAUUUAUUUCGUCAGUUUUCAUAGACAGUGUGUAAUUGACAUUGGAAAAGAUUCAUUCCAAGUGCAUAGGUCAUGCGGUAUGUAUUCCUUAUUCUUUAUCAUGUCGCAUCGACGUUCUAGCACUGAACUCGAUCUGGUCUACGAUAAAUAAACUGUAAAAUAAAUGUAAAAUAUUUUAUAAGAUAAAUUUUUCUCUUCUUUCGUCUGUCAGAAGAUCAAUGUAAUCGUUGACGUAUAUUGAAAAAAAAAAAAAA
Molecule: messenger RNA, 2074 nt
Organism: Cephus cinctus (wheat stem sawfly)
Lineage: Eukaryota; Metazoa; Arthropoda; Insecta; Hymenoptera; Cephidae
Gene: Tango14
Product: dehydrodolichyl diphosphate synthase complex subunit NUS1
Exons: 4
Coding region: 181-939 (252 amino acids)
Cellular component (GO): dehydrodolichyl diphosphate synthase complex; endoplasmic reticulum membrane
Molecular function (GO): ditrans,polycis-polyprenyl diphosphate synthase [(2E,6E)-farnesyl diphosphate specific] activity
Source: RefSeq, a predicted model, not a curated record